CCCGGGGGCGGGAAGGGGCUGGGACCGGGCGGUGGCGGCGGGAGAGCACCACACCCCUCAGCGCGGGCCUUUCUCCGUCCCUCGCCUGUCCUUCGUCGCUGCUGCCUUCCGGAUGCGCGUUGCCCUGGACCAGCCUUACCUACAGCUCUUGACAGCUCGGCUAACUUCUAUUCAUCCUUCAAAACCCAUCUCUGGAUUUCUUACUCCCUCCAGCCUGCAUUCACCUGCUCGUGGUGUGCGUCUCCUGCCGGCAUGUGAGCUUGGCAAGCACAGGGCAUCGCUCGCCCUGUCGCUUGCUGGGCACUCCUGCUGCCUGGUUGCCCUCCGACGACAGCAGGAAGCUGCGUCCUCAAUGGCUUCCCUGGUGGCUUAUGACGACUCGGACUCCGAGGCGGAGGCUGAGGCUGCGGAGAGUGCUGAGGCCGCCGGCCAGGUGAAGGGCGCCUCGGGUGUGCUCAAACCUCGCGCCCAGGGUUUUGCCUCAGAAGCCCCCGAUGCGACGGAAGGGGCAGCGCUGCCCACACAGCACGGCUCUCGCCAAGACCCAGCCGGCCAUCGACUCCCGCUGGCUCGGCUCUGGAGAAGCGACCCCGGAUCUUGCCCCAGCCAGCGGCUGCAGUGGCCCGGAGCUGAGCCUGCGGUCACCUUCCCCCCAGGCAGGCCUCCUCGACCUUCCCUGUGGACCAGCCACGUUCCGGCUGGCAGUGUGCCCCUGGCGGCCGCCCGCUCGCAGCAGGCGAAGCUCUCCUGGGGGGCUUACGCCUUCCCCGAGCCAUCGUUCUGUGCCCAAACCAAAGCCGCAGCCCCAGGUGGAACCGGCGGCUCUCUUCAGAGGAAGAGGUGUGAGGACCGCGUCGUGCCCUACAUCCCCAAAAGACUAAGGCAGGCAGAGCCGCCAAGCACGGCAGCAGGCAAGAGUAAGGAUCCGGAGGCGCAGGGUCUGUCUGCGGGGCGCGCCCCAGCCCCGCUCCCGGCGGCCCCCAGAGUGUCCGAGUUCAUUGAGCCGUAUCUGGACAGUCAGUACAGAGAAACGAUGAUUCCCAAGAAAGUGCUCUUCCACCUGAGAAGCCACAGGGGCCCCGUCAACCGCAUUCAGUGGUGUCCCGUCUCGGCUAAGAGUCACAUGCUUCUCUCGGCUUCCAUGGACAAAACCUUCAAGGUGUGGGACGCUGUGGACUCGGGCCGCUGCCUGCAGACCUACCGCCUGCACAGCGAGGCCGUGCGGGCCGCCCGCUGGUCUCCCUGCGGCCGGCGCAUCCUCAGCGGGGGCUUCGACUUCGCCCUGCACCUAACGGACCUCGAAACAGGAACCCAGCUCUUCAGCGCUCAGAGUGACUUUAGAAUCACCACCUUGAAAUUUCACCCGAAAGACCACAGCCUUUUCGUGUGUGGAGGCUUCAACCCUGAAGUCAAAGCUUGGGAUAUAAGGACUGGCAAGGGCUGACGCCAUCUGACAGGCUCUGAAAAUGCUGGGGGAGAAGCAAUUAGAAGCAGAUGCUGCUGUGACUGGUAUUGGCAGGUUUGCAAGUGUCUCCCAAGCUAAUAAUGUGGGGAAAGGGAUCUGCACGGCGUUUGUUUUCACUUCCCCUUUACUGGCAACCCGACUGCCUCUCCUCCCCCUCUGGGUCACAGGGCGAGUUCCAUUCGCAUCAGUCAGGCCCAGGGACAGCUCUCCUGCUCCGCUUGCCUCUCCUCUGACAGGUGUUGCCUGAGAGUCUCAAGUGUGGAGGACCAGAGAGGAAAGGCACAGGCCCCUGCCCUUCUGGCUCCCACCGGGGACGGUCACUUUCCAUCCCCGGGAGCUGCCCACAGCAUGUGGCGCUGUCCCUGGUGCUGAACUCUCCAGCUCGCGCCUGUGUAGAUAAACCUCUGGGGCCGAGCA
Suricata suricatta (meerkat) is the source of this 1882-nucleotide messenger RNA. Its product is annotated as WD repeat-containing protein 25-like. The coding region runs from base 113 to 1444 and encodes 443 amino acids. Gene Ontology annotation, molecular function: protein binding. NCBI's taxonomy places the organism in Eukaryota, Metazoa, Chordata, Mammalia, Carnivora, Herpestidae. The transcript is spliced from 6 exons. The record is from RefSeq and is a predicted model, not a curated record.